Anthostomella pinea is the source of this 441-nucleotide messenger RNA. Lineage: Eukaryota; Fungi; Ascomycota; Sordariomycetes; Xylariales; Xylariaceae. The record is from the annotation of a GenBank genome assembly.
AUGAGCCGCUUACGUCUCGGCAACACCCACCCCUGGAUGACCCAGAAGACCCCGUCCAACGCGACCGAUGAUCCCGAGAUCGCCCGCAAGCGAGAGAAGACUCUCUUCAAGAAGACCCACGAACUCCACACGGAGAACGAGACCAAGGUGUUUAUGCUGUUCUACCACUACGGUGAGGACAGAUACUAUAUUUACAACACGCAGCCCAGUGAGAACUGGCCGCCUACGUUGCAGGACAUCAAAACCAUGUACCCCCUCCCCGACAUACUGACCCCCGAGAUUAUGGCCUCUCAUCUGGAGAAGAUGUCCAAGCGAAACAUCGGCGGCGACGACCACGACCACGACGUGGACGACAACGUGGAUGACAGCAUGGCCUUUGGCACCCCAGUCGACAACCAAGGCCCUUUUCUAACCACUCAGGGGAUGCCUCCAGUACCCUAG